This is a messenger RNA of Leptopilina heterotoma, 2503 nucleotides long. RefSeq names its product MTRF1L release factor glutamine methyltransferase-like. Gene Ontology annotation, molecular function: protein methyltransferase activity; nucleic acid binding. NCBI's taxonomy places the organism in Eukaryota, Metazoa, Arthropoda, Insecta, Hymenoptera, Figitidae. Bases 112 to 1158 code for a protein of 348 amino acids. The transcript has 5 exons. Gene Ontology annotation, cellular component: mitochondrion. Gene Ontology annotation, biological process: protein methylation. The record is from RefSeq and is a predicted model, not a curated record.
AACUCCAAAUUCUCGUAACGCAAAUAGAAUGUCAUAAUAUUUUCAAAUUCCUGUUCCAAUUCACUUCUCUAUUUCAAAUUUCUUCAUUGCAAAGUGAAAAUUCGCAGUACGAUGAUGUUGCUGCGAAAUAUUUUUAAAUUCCAAUCGAAUUAUUAUCGUUUUUCGAGUAAAUUUCAAUCAAACUUUGAAAGAAUACCUUCGAAAUUAAUAACUUGUAAUUUGUGUACGUUAAGAAAGAAAAAUACAAUCGGUAACAUUGUAAAGUACUGGCGUCAAGAAUUUGAAAAUAAUUCGAUAGAUCCGAUCGAAUCAAUCGAGUAUAUUGUCGCUCAUGUUAUUGGCACGAAGAAGAAAAGACAAUUAGGAAGUCAACAAGAAAAAGAACUCACGACAGAUGAAAUGGAAAAAAUAGAAAUGCUCUCUAAACGUCGAUUAGAAAGAAUUCCAGUUCAAUAUUUAAUAGGAGAAUGGGAAUUUCGUGAUAUCACCUUAAAAUUAGUGCCUCCGAUAUUUAUUCCCGAGCCACAGACAGAAAUGCUAAUCGACUUCGUUCUCCAACGAGUGUCAAAUAGUAAUUUUGAUUCUUGUGAAGUAUUAGAAGUUGGUUGCAGUACUGGAGCAAUUAUCCUCUCUCUUCUAAAUGCCUGCAACAAGAUUAGGGCAAUGGCACUCGACACAAACAUAAAUGCCUGCAAUUUGACGUUGGAAAAUGCGAGAACAUUGAAACUCGAUGAUCGAAUAACAGUGAUAAAUGCCACAUUACAAGAAGAUGGAACAAUAAAAAAUUCACCUGAGGAAAAAUCCAUUGACUUGAAUAAAAAGAAACUUGAUAUAAUUGUCAGUAACCCACCUUAUGUAACAACCAAACAAUAUGUCAAAUUUCCACCUGAAAUUAAACUACACGAGGAUGUGAGGGCCACAGAUGGUGGACCCGAUGGUUUGAGAGUUGUUAAGCCGCUCUUAAAUUAUUCGGCAAAUGCAUUAAAACCGGGAGGUCGACUUUUUAUCGAAAUAAAUCCUGUCAAUUCCGAAUAUAUUCCAUUUUAUACCGCAAUGAAUACGAAAUUAAAACUUAAACACGAGGACACAUACAAAAGAUUUAUCAAAUUACGAUCGAUUUGUCGAACUUUCGAAAUUAAUUUAGCUCAAAAAAAUUAACACAAAAAAUAUAAUCACGUUUUUGUCUCAAUUUGAUAUCAUUACAAAAACUGAGUACUCAAAAAAAAUCAAAAGUCUACAAAAACGUCAAAUAACAAAUACAUACAUAAAAUAAAUAAAAGAGCAAACGCACAUUAAAAUAAUAAUAUAAAAACAUUCAUACACAAUUAAACGCAAUAAUAAACAGAAUUAUUUUCCACAUUACGAUCUAGGUCUCAUAAAUUUAAGCUCGUACCUAAAUUAUUUUUUAACAAAAGCAUAAAGAGAUAUUUAUAGAAAAAGAUAAACUGAUGAUUCCCGUGAAAAUAUCAAUUUAUUUCAACGGGUUAAUACUGUUUAAACAAUGGCAUUAGAUAUUUUAAAUUUUGCACAUUGUCGAGCACAAAAAAUAAAUUUUUCGUUAUAAAUUAGUCGUUGAUUAAUAUUCUACUUUCGGCUUGCAUCACUUAACAAAAAAAAUUUUUAUAUAAAAAAAGCCGAAUUUACAGAGACUUAAAAAAAUAACUACGUGCUUAAGCACUAAAAAUUGAUUACAAAACUAGUCAUUAUCAUCAUCAUCAUCAUCAUUUAUAUCUAUUAAACAAAUUAUAAUCGUUGUACAAUGUUUUUAAAAAAUAGUAAAUAUAAUCCAUUAACAAGAAAUAAUUUUGUAUAAUCUAUUAAUAAAAUGUUUGUUUGUGUAAAUUCAGUCAAAAUUAAUAACAAUGGCUGAUUUUUUUUUCCCCAAAGCAAAAUCGAUAAAAACAAAAACCAAUAAAUCAACUUUUACAAAAAGAGAAUUCACAGGUGAAUUAAAAAAUUAGUGAUCUAAAAAGUAGAUUUAUUGGUUAGAUAUACUUUUUUUAUCGUCGAUUAAUAUAUUUUGAUAAUUAAUACUGAUUUUCAUAUUAACACGGAAAUAUAAACUUUACUUUGUUUUUUCUUAUUUUAUCGAAAUAGAAAUGUGCGAUCAAUUGUGUGAUUCAUUUAUGUAAAAAAAGCACAUUCUUUUAUAGCAAAAGGAUGAGUUAAAAAAAAUUCUAGGCACUGAUUUUUAUAGGCACAUUUAUCCUGCAAAUAUUGAAAACUUUUUUUUUUUUAAAAUAAAAUUAUUUGUGUGACAGAUGUAACAGAUCUGUGAAAAAAAUAAUGAAUAAGUACACAUGAAGACAUUAAUGAAGCAUUGAUUCGACUAAUUUAAGCUAUCUAGAUAUAAUUCGCUAUAUUAUAAUUAAAAUUCUUCUACUAAUACGAACCACUGGUGGUAUUAUAAUUAAAGCCAUAUAAAAAUAAAGAUUUCGCAAAAUUUAAUAAAAUAUUUUCAAUUCUCGAAAGUUUCUUUCUUUCUUUCUUUCUUUCUUUCUUU